Vitis vinifera (wine grape) is the source of this 7723-nucleotide messenger RNA. RefSeq lists its product as uncharacterized. The transcript is spliced from 22 exons. The record is from RefSeq and is a predicted model, not a curated record. Gene Ontology annotation, molecular function: helicase activity. NCBI's taxonomy places the organism in Eukaryota, Viridiplantae, Streptophyta, Magnoliopsida, Vitales, Vitaceae. Bases 136 to 7287 code for a protein of 2383 amino acids.
UGCUUAGGGCAUAAUUUCCCCUUGGCGGGAGAAAGAGAGAGAGUUGGGAAAGUCGUUCCACUCAGUCACACGCUCUCUCUCCUUCCUCCCUCUAAAAUCAUUGUAUUUGAUCAGGCAAAACGACGCCGUUUUGCAAUGGCGAAGAAGGUAGCGACCAGGAGAGAGCUCCUGGUCCGAUGGAGAGGCAUCGAGGAAGUCAUCGGCGAUGGCGGCGACGACGUUUUGCCCGACACUCCAAAACGGCGCCGUCUCCAGCGCCUGAAAGAGGACUGGUUUUCAGAUGCAUUUAACUUCUUGAUUGAUUUACCUAGUGAAGAUCAUAUUUGGUGUGGCUCCUGGGAGUUAAUGGGGCCUCUUUUGGAAACUUUCUAUAAUUACUCAACCGAUGAGUCUAAUGAUUCUCCUCUCAAACUUUUAUGGAAGAGGAUGUCUGUAGAAAUGCGGAAAUGCACACUAUGCAUCUCUCAGCAUCAUCAAGCUCAAGAUAUGUACAGUAUGGAGUAUGAUUCCAGUUCCAUUAGUCCCCUUCUUUCAGUGCUUCGAAGCCUUGAUGAAGAAAGGGUUGGUCAGCACUUGAAAGAGAUCAAUGCAAGAUUAGCUGGGGGAGAAUAUAUCCCUGAGCGUGACAAUGCUGAAGUUGUUAGUGUCAUGUUUGAGGUUUUGACAUUCCCCUGCCUGUUCGAUGACCAGUCCUUGGUCACUGAGUUUCAAAUAUUUAUUGAAACAAUCGAUGAUAAGCAUGAACUGACUUUGGAAGGACAUCAACAAUACCCUGGUGUUUAUGCAUUAUUUUUCUUUAAAAGAAGAGUACGUACCAUUGGUCAUCGCUUGGCUGGAUAUCUUGGAAAAUUAAGGGAAGCAACAGAAUUGGAACCCUUGCAGCCGUUUCUCAAGAAAUGCAUUGGCCUUUUGGAGACAGAUGUUUUACCAUCAACUUUUGAGACCUCAAGACCAAGAGUGCAGCUGGAGCGUAUAUCUGUAUGGCUUGGAAUCAAAGCAUUGCUUGGGUUCUUAGAGCCUCCAGCAUUAGAAGAAGGCAUAUUGGAACGCUAUCCAAUAUUCUUUAGUAUUGUACUCAAUCAUAUCAGUGAUGAUUCACUAGAAUUUUCUCAUGCGGUUGUUUGUUUGAGACUGCUUUUUGAAAUGCUUGGAUAUAAGCUUUGGUUGAGGUCUACAUUAUCUCCAACUGUGAUGCGCAACACAUUACUGAGUCAGUGUUUUCAUACCCAAAAUGAGAAGAGCCAUAAAGAAAUUUUUGAUCUUUUUCAGCCUUUUCUGCAGUCUCUUGAAGCUUUGCAAGAUGGGGAACAUGAACAACAACGAAGGCAUUUUAUUUACUUUCUUCUUCAUCAAGUAAAUGUGAGCAGGAACUUCAGUUCUCUAAUGAGAAAAAAGGCUUGCCAGAUAGCUCUUCUUAUUAUACUCCGAGGUUAUAAAAUGAAUCCUCCGUCUCCACCCUUUGAAUGUGCACAUAUGUGGGGCCCUUCUCUUGUUUCAUCUCUGAAAGAUUCUUCACUUGAGAAUUCUCUGCGACGGCCUGCCUUUGAUCUUAUUGAAACUCUUAUUGUGUCUGAUGCUGCUGCCUUGGUAACCUCAAUGCUGAAUUGCUGCAAGCAUCCCAGUAUUGACCAAAGCAUGAUUAUUGAGUUGGAUGACGAGGAAGAUGAUGAUGAGCUUCCUUUUGUCCUUGAUGUUGAAGAGAAACAUUCUAGUUCUUGGAGUGAAUACAGUGAACAGAGUAAAAUCACCUCUCAAGACUGUAGAAGGUGGAGGUGCAUUCCGAUGUUAUGGCUUGAAGUUUUAGUUGAAAUCAAUCCCUCGGUCCUCCCAAUAUCAGUCUCUAAGGCUGUUUUCUGGGCUCGUUCUCGUUUUGCUUUAGUAGAACCUGAAAAGAAUGCAGAAAUGGAAGUUCCUGUUAAGAAUUGGCUGUCUUUCUCUGCAAAAGAAAUCUCAUCUUCAUUUGGAUGGAAGGUUCCAACUGGUUCGGAUGAUGGUGGGGAUGGGAAGGAGUCCCAAAACUCGAUGAAAGUGUCAACAAUGUGUAUCCCUUUAAUAAGAACAUUUAAGAGGUUGACUGCGCAUUAUAUAGUUCAAAUGGAGCAAGAAGAGCUUCGGAAACAGUGGAUUUGGGAACCAAGGAUGGGGGAGAGCUUGAUCCUUUUGCUUCUGGAACCCAAUGAUAAUGUGAGACAAGUUGGCAAGUGUCUCUUGGAACAAGUUUCAAACAUGCGUGGCCUUGCCCACUGUUUGCAGUUCCUUUGCUCCUGCACGCUGUCUAUGUCAGCCACUUAUAAUGGCCUGAGACAUGCUUUGAGACUGGUCCAAGUGGAUUCAGUCCUAUUAAAUUUUGAGACUUUACACCAUUUCUUCUUUGUUUUAUGCAAACUACUCAAAGAAGGGGUUAUAUGUACCUCAGAUCCACAAAGGCAUUCAUCUGGUAUCAAAAAUAUUUCAAAGUUCUCCUCACAAGGAGGAUUCUUGAGGCAGCCAGCAUUUGAUUCUUUUCCUGAAAAUGUUAAUGGACAUUCAUCAGUGGAUGACUCAAAAUCUCGGGAGAAGUUCAGUUGCUUAUUAUCAGAAAUUACAUGGCCCUUUAUACGCAAGUGCUUGGUUGAAGGAAAGGCAUUUGUUGAUUAUAAAAUCUCUCAGCUCACUUGUGCCCGCUUACUUGAGAUCCUCCCUGUUGUUUUUGAAAAACUUCAACUAUCAUUUCAUAACCUGGAUGGAAGUUCUGGGAUGAUGGUAGAAAAUGUAGUUGACUUUAAAUGGCUUCUGGAUUUGAUGGACUGGGGAAAGUCAAGAGUUCCAGUGAUAGCCAGAUAUUGGAGACAAACUAUGAUUUCAUUGCUACAUUUACUUAAAGGGUCAUGCAGCGAUAAGUCCGCAUCGUUUAUUAGGGCCAUUGAAAAUCUUAUUUCAUGUGAUAGCCUUAUGAUGGAUGAAUUGACGGAACAAGUAGCUCACCUUUCCGUUUCAUUAUCGAAUGAAGCUUCUUGUAUUGUUGGAAAGACAGACUUGAAGUCAAAAGCUUUUUUCUCUGAGGAUUCAUCCUUUGAGAGACAGCACUCAGCUUCAGAUUUGCAACCUUUUGCCUCAGACGACAUGGAUGUGCAGAUUCUGGAUUCAGUAACUGUAUCUAACAAAAUGGAUAACAACAGUGUAAUUAUUCUUUCAGAUGAUGAAACAGAAAAACAAAUUUCUUCCAAUAAGGUCAUCCUAUCUGACAAUGAGUUAAGUCACUGCAUGGUGCAUGGCAAGCCUGUGGCGCCUGGUGCUGAUAAAGAAGCAUCACAAGAUGACCUUGCAAGGAAGAGUAUUUCUGAAUAUGACACCUCAAAGCAAUUUUUGGAGGCUUUCCAGCAAAGAGAUGAUUCAGAUACUUCUGGUCUUGCUUCUCAGAAGCAGGAAUUGGAUACAACAAAGGACAGACAAAUAUCUGCCUCUCAUCCCAAACCAAAAAGUGUAGAUAGUAGGAGAAAGGAAAUAAACUCCAAAUUCAAAGUGAAAGACUCCUUCCCAUCCCAGUUUAAAGGUAAUUUGGUGAGCACAUCUGAUAAAACUGCCAAUCUCAAAAUUAUGGAUCAAGCACUCAACAGAGUGGCUUUAAAAACUGGUGAAACAGCCAUAAAGGAGUCAGUACGUGAUAUUGCUGAUGAUCCUUGGGAGCUAGCCGUCAAAUCUUUGAAACCUCAUCAGUCAUGUCUGACUAAACCAAGUGCCUCUAUUCCAAAACGGCAAGUCAUUCAACUUCAAUUACCUGGAGAAAAUAGAUCUGGCUAUCUGCGUAAGCUGGAUGCUGGAGUCAAAAGGUUCAAGCCUCCAAAGCUUGAUGACUGGUAUAGACCCAUUUUGGAGAUAGAUUACUUUGUCACAGUAGGGUUAGCAUCUGCAAGCAAAGAUGAGAGUCAAACUGUUAAUAAAUUAAAGGAGGUUCCCAUGUGUUUUGAAUCACCUGACCAAUAUGUUGACAUUUUCCGGCCAUUGGUUUUGGAAGAAUUUAAAGCACAGUUACAUAGUUCCUUUCUAGAAAUGUCUUCAUCUGAAGGCAUGUGUUGUGGCAGUGCAUCUGUUUUGUCAGUUGAGAGGAUUGAUGACUUUCAUCUUGUUCGCUGUGUUCAUGAUGGCAGUGAUUCUGCAGCCUAUAGAACCUUUUCAGAAAAUGACCUUGUUUUGCUAACCAGACAGCCCCUGCAAAAUUCUUCCCAUGAAGUUCAUAUGGUUGGAAAGGUGGAGAGACGUGAGAAAGACAGUAAGAGCAGAUCAAAUGUUCUAGUCAUCAGGUUCUAUCUUCAAAAUGGUUCUUCACGUUUGAAUCGAGCUAGAAAGCUUCUUAUUGAGCGGAGCAAGUGGUAUCUAAGUCGUGUCAUGAGCAUUACAUCUCAACUCCGAGAAUUCCAUGCACUGUCAUCAAUAAAUGAUAUCCCCAUACUACCAAUGAUCUUGAAACCUUUCAAUGGUUCUCUUGGUCGCAGUGAGUCUAGAAAACUAGAUCCGAGUAAAUUGUCCCAGCCCUUGCAGCGAAUACUUGAAUCAUCAUAUAACAGCAGUCAACUUCAAGCUAUCAGUGUUGCUAUUGCCUCUCCUGAUUCAAAGAAAAAUUUUGACUUAUCCCUUAUCCAGGGUCCACCAGGUACUGGGAAGACCAGGACUAUUGUGGCCAUCGUCAGUGGUCUGCUCGCUUCCCCUUUAAAAGGGGUUAAUAUGAAAAAUUCUGUAGAUGGAAGUGUGAAACAAAGUAGCAUAGUAUUCACCAAUUCAAGGCCGAAGAUGAGCCAGUCUGCUGCAGUUGCAAGGGCAUGGCAGGAUGCAGCCUUGGCUAGGCAAUUGAAUGAGGAUGUAGAACAGAGUUUAAAACCAAUGGGAACUUCUGUGAGACAAAGGGUGCUCAUUUGUGCUCAAUCUAAUGCUGCGGUUGAUGAGUUGGUAUCAAGAAUAUCUAGUGAAGGCCUUUACAGUAGCGAUGGGAAUAUGUACAAGCCAUAUCUUGUGAGGGUUGGAAAUGUAAAAACUGUACAUCAAAAUUCACUUCCAUUCUUUAUUGAUACACUUGUUGAUCAGCGUUUGGUGGGAGAGAGGAUGGAUCUUACUGAUCCAAAGAAUGAUUUGAGUGGGGAUACUUCAGCACUCCGGGCUAGUCUUGAAAAGUUAGUAGAACGAAUUAGGUUGUAUGAAGCCAAGCGUGCUAACUUACGGGGUAAAAACUCAGAAUUGAAGAGUUCUUUGGAUGAUGAGACUCCCAGGGUGGAUGACAUAAAGGAAACAUCUGAUGCAGAAAUUGAGGUGAAGCUACGAAGACUGUAUGAGCAAAAGAAGGAAAUCUGUAGAGACCUUGCCACUGCUCAAGCACAAGAGAGGAAAGCUAAUGAAGAAAGCAAAGCUCUCAAACAUAAAUUGCGGAAGUCCAUAUUAAGGGAAGCUGAAAUUGUGGUAGCUACAUUGAGUGGCUGUGGUGGAGAUCUAUAUGGAGUCUGCUCUGAAUCUAUAUCAACUCACAAAUUUGGCAGAUCCUCUGAAAAUCAUCUGUUUGAUGCUGUUGUGAUUGAUGAAGCUGCUCAGGCUCUGGAACCAGCUACUUUGAUUCCUCUUCAGCUUCUAAAGUCAAGUGGGACUAGAUGUAUUAUGGUUGGUGAUCCAAAGCAACUUCCUGCAACAGUUCUCUCUAGCGUUGCCAGUAAAUUUCGGUAUCAAUGCAGCAUGUUUGAGCGUCUGCAAAGGGCUGGAUAUCCUGUUACUAUGCUGACCAAACAGUAUAGGAUGCACCCGGAGAUAUGCCGUUUUCCUUCUUUGCAUUUUUAUGAUAGCAAGUUGCUAAAUGGGGAAAAUAUGUCUAGCAAAUUAGCACCUUUUCAUGAAACUGAGGGCCUUGGACCCUAUGUAUUCUUUGAUGUUGUUGAUGGCCAGGAGUCUCAUGGUAGGAACUCUGGUACAUUCUCCCUCUGUAAUGAGCGUGAGGCUGAUGCUGCGGUUGAAGUACUAAGGCUUUUCAGGAAGAGGCAUCCAUCUGAAUUUGUUGGUGGGAGAAUUGGCAUCAUAACUCCAUAUAAGUGUCAACUUUCGCUUUUGCGUUCACGGUUUUCAAGUGCUUUUGGAUCUUCCAUUACAUCCGAUAUGGAAUUCAAUACUGUGGAUGGUUUUCAAGGUCGGGAGGUCGAUAUUCUAGUGCUUUCUACAGUUAGAGCGGCAGGUCCAUGCUCUGCAGCAUCUGGGAUCAACUCAAGCAGCAUAGGGUUUGUUGCUGAUGUAAGGCGGAUGAAUGUUGCUUUGACAAGGGCCAAGCUCUCCCUGUGGAUUUUGGGUAAUGCAAGAACAUUACAGACAAACUGUAACUGGGCUGCUCUCGUUAAGGAUGCUAAAGAAAGAAAUUUGGUUAUAUCAGCUAAAAUGCCUUACCAGUCCAUGUUUAAGAAAGCUUUAAAAAACCCUAGUUCAGAAAAUUCUGAUUAUAGUUCAAGACAAUCAAGGCAUGGUAAAACUGACAUCACUAGCAAGCGUGCCAAACAAAAUGAGAAAAAUGCUAAGGAAGUCUGUGAAAGGAAAGAGAAUUCUGUCAGCAGUCAAUCACAAAUUAACAAGAGAAAAGCUGGAGAUGAACAUGACCUUUCAGCAAGGAAGGAAGAUGUCCAAAGUAACAAGAGAAGAGCCAGUGAACUAUGUGAUUUUUUAGCAAAGAAGAAAUUUCCAUCUUCAGUUGUUGCACAACGGGAUAGUAGUACCUCCAAGGAUGUGAAAUCUUCAACCAUGGGAAACAAUACUGAUGGGGAUGGUAGAAGUAAAGAAAGUAGGGAAAGGCAGCUUCACUUGAGGAGUACUCAUUUAGGCAAGGGGAAAUGUACACAUGAAAUUUCACAAACUAAUGCAGAUCGGUCUGAACAAGAAAUGGGUGAUGGCAAUAAAAUUUUGAAACCACAAGUGUUGAAAGGAACUUCAGAAUCUUUAGAUCAUGGGGGAAAUCAAAAGAGUAUGGAAGCAUCAACAUGCUCUGCUGGUAGUAUCCUUGAAGAAAACGAUGCGAGUGAUAGACGUAGGGCACUUAAGGAAGUUGACACUGCCAAAGAUGUGAUUUCAAAAAGGAAACAACAACGUGAGGCUGUUGAUGCUCUUCUUUCUUCUGCUCUUAUACCUUCAAAGAAGUCUGCAGCCUCAUUGAAGGCAGCUCCUGCUAAAAGGUCUCUUUCCCCUGCACUAAAUGCAGGUUGUGACAUCAACCUGCCUAAGCCAAGAAAAGCAAAGCAGGGCCAAAUUCGUCAACACCGUGACAAGAAGCACAGAACUGGGGAUGAAGCAUGAAAUUGUUUAAAAUUUUGAUUCAAGAUUCAUCAACACCGUGACAAGGAGCACAGAACUGGGGAUGAAGCAUGAAAUUGUUUAAAAUUUUGAUUCAAGAUCCAGAUGAAGCUGCAUGAGGAUCUUAUAACUUUCAAUGAACUGCAAAGAGAAAGUGUUGUCGACUUUCCUGCAGGCCACAUGGUAACUUACUGCUACCCUUUUAUGGUCAUAUACUACUCCCAUAAACCAUAGUUGAGAUUAAACCAUCUGGAUCACUAUCUUUUUGUGAAUUAGGAUAUUUCCAUUUUGGUGUCUUCUACAGUAGUUUCUAGCCCUUGGGAAUUACCCUUUGAUCAAUGUCAAUUUUGCCUCUAAAUUUGAGUAAAAAAACUCUGUACAUUAAUACUAUUGAUGUAAAUAUGCACAUUUUAUAGAUGAAUUUUUACUCCUUUUCUUC